CGUCCAUUUGCAUGCACUCUUUGUGCGUUGUCCUUCUCCAGACAGCACGAUCUGAAGCGGCAUCGGGAAACUCACACUGGAGAAAAGCCUUAUCUCUGCAACGGUGGUUGCGGUAAGACAUUCACUAGGAAAGAUGCAUUGAAGCGUCAC
Molecule: messenger RNA, 150 nt
Organism: Lentinula edodes (shiitake mushroom)
Lineage: Eukaryota; Fungi; Basidiomycota; Agaricomycetes; Agaricales; Omphalotaceae
Exons: 1
Source: RefSeq, a predicted model, not a curated record